This is a messenger RNA of Coffea eugenioides, 1054 nucleotides long. Its product is annotated as amino acid transporter AVT1A-like. Lineage: Eukaryota; Viridiplantae; Streptophyta; Magnoliopsida; Gentianales; Rubiaceae. The record is from RefSeq and is a predicted model, not a curated record. The annotation marks the transcript as partial. The transcript has 3 exons. Gene Ontology annotation, cellular component: plasma membrane.
UUCAUUCACAUUUCAGAAUGCCAUACACAUUGCAACUCUGUCAUCUCUGUACAUUUUCCUUGCUUUGUCAGCAUCUCAAUCUCUUUCAACCUUUAGGUAGUUGUGGUUUUGUCGUCCUAACAAUAAAUAAUGUUCGAAUUUCAGCCAUCCACAUGUUCAUCGACUUCCUCCAUUAAUUUUGGGUUAGACAAAUACAAGUCAGAGGAAGCUUCGUAUACGGCGUCGGUUUCUUGUCAUUCAAACAUCUGAUCUCUCGCGGAUAUUCUGGACGUUUAAACAAAAGCAAGCACUUAUAGGAAAAGGGUCUGGGGAUUUUGGUGUCGGGUUGAGGAAUUAAAGCGUAUUUGGAGGAGUAGCUAUGACGAAAUGGGCGAAAGAAGAAGUGGUUUUCUUCGAAAGUGGGGAAGAGGAUGGGGAUGUAGAAGAGGGGAUGGAAUCAGAAGAAGAAGAAGAAGAAGGAGACAAAAGUGUUGCUGAUGUUGAUAAUGAAAGUGGAGGUCGUAGUUUUUCACCUUCUUCUUCGUUCAUUUCUCAACAAUGGCCUCAGAGUUACAAAGAAACAACGGAUUUCUACUCAAUUGCAGCAUCGCCAAAUUUCGGAAAUCUUCGGCUCAUAUCUGGUGCAUUUUAUCCUGACGGUAGCAGUCAGAAUAGCUUGGACAUUAGUGGGAAGACACCUUUGCUUUCCGAGUACAAGAACAUAAAUCAGAAAGGAGAAGUAGAUAGGAUAUCUGCAAGGCAGCAGUCCUCUUGGCUGGAAAAGAGUUCUGUUUACCGACAACUGACUGGAGAACUUCCUAUUGGUCAGGGAUGUAGCUUAACACAAACUAUAUUCAAUGGGAUAAAUGUUAUGGCUGGAGCUGCACUUCUUUCUACACCUUAUACUGUUAGAGAAGGUGGCUGGGCAAGUUUGUUUGUGCUUAUUCUCUUUGCAUGUGUCUGUUGCUAUACUGCUGAACUUAUGAGACACUGCUUUGAAAGCAAAGAAGGCAUCUUAACCUUUCCAGACAUGGGAGAGGCAGCAUUUGGGAGAUUUGGACGGAUUUUUGUUUCU